Panicum virgatum (switchgrass) is the source of this 3328-nucleotide messenger RNA. RefSeq lists its product as uncharacterized. The record is from RefSeq and is a predicted model, not a curated record. NCBI's taxonomy places the organism in Eukaryota, Viridiplantae, Streptophyta, Magnoliopsida, Poales, Poaceae. The transcript has 2 exons. The coding region runs from base 778 to 1632 and encodes 284 amino acids.
AAAUCGGUGUUUUUACAUUUUUAAUUAUAAGGAAUUGCACUUAUCAGAUUAUCACUAUUACGAUGCCACCUACAUCUAUACCAUAAGAGAGAAGUUUGACCUACAAAUUUACCACAUUUGAGGAUGUGGCAGCCACGAGACCGGUCCACGCUGGCGCUGAGUCAGCAGGCACCGACGCCGUUUGGCCCCCGUUACUGCGCGCUGGACCCGGUUGACGCCGCCGCCGCUAACCCUAUCCGGCCGAAUCGAUCCCCUCUCUCCUCCCACUUCCUUCCGCCGCAUUCUUCUUCUUCCUCCUCUUGCCGCGCUGCUCCUUCUUCCCUGCUCGCCCCGCCGCCGCCUCCAGCUCCCCUCCCGCCGCCCCUGCGCCAAGGUGGCCAUGUCCCCUGGCCUUCUGUGACGGAUUAAAGGUAUGUACCCUUAACUCGGCCACGCGGUGCGCCAUGAUCCAGUUUGUAUUGGACUUAGGGUUAGAUAUCAUGGACGCCGAGUUUGUGUUGGGCCUUUGCAUUCCUUGGAUGAUCGUUUUCCAUUGUUUUUUUGGCUUCUGAUGUAGUGGGAGGGGUGGUUGUGUCGCAAUGGGUAGCAGUGAAUGCCCUCCUUGGUAAGUUCGUACUGAACAGAACUGUCUAGGAUGAAUUUAGGAGUUGGUCGCGUCUAAUUCCUCAUUUCUUUUUGAUUGUUUACCCUGAUGCCAGGAUCGAUCCUGGCAAUGCGUUUAGACUAGUGGUUAAGGUUGCUAAGUUUGUGGCUGAUGGCGAGUACGGCCUAGUUGAUAUGGUCGAGCAGCAACAUGACCUAUGGCUGGAUAGAAACUGCAAGUAUUCAUUGGCCCAAUUCCACGAUGAGUUAGCAACAAAAAUAAUCUGGGGGCCAUCUCAAACACUUGCAUUGUGGGUUCUUGACCAAGAUACUGGGUCUGAGUGGAAGAUUAGGAGGGAUGAGCACUUUGACCAGAUGAUUCGGGACAGAUGGAAUGAGAGGUUGGCUGUGAUUGCAGUAGAUGUUGUGACGAAGAAUGGCUACACUGAAAAUGCUACCUCAGGUGCUUCAAAAGGUAGAUGUGUCUCUGGUGUCACUAGUGAGCGUAAUGGAGGACAAAGUGCUGAUGAUGCUGAAGGUUAUGGUGAUACCUACAGUUCCCCACAACAAGCACCUACUGAUUUGCCUAUAGCAGUUGACUGGACUACUCUAACAGUAAUAGGGCAGGCUGAUGAUGAUGGUCUUGCACAAGCCGUUGCUGAUGAGGACAAGGUUUAUGAGGCAAUGGGAUUUGAAGAUGUAGAGCCAACACCAGAAGAAGGUACAGAAGAGGUGCCCAUCCCAGGCAUGUCAGCAGAGAUGCAGGCUGAUAUGGAGGAAGCCGCUGUUAAUGUUGAUGACACAGUCCAUAAAGAACCAAUGCAUGAAUGGGAUAGGGAUAAUCCAGAAAUGAGUGUUGGCACAUUGUAUCCCAGCAUGAAGGAGUUCAGGCUAGCUGUUAGGCAGCAUGCAAUAGUUCAUGAGUUUGAGUAUGAUACUGAGCAUUCAGACAAAGACAGGUUCAGGGCUAAAUGUUCUGCUGUUGCCUGCCCAUGGAUUAUUAGGGCUAGAACCCAACAUGAUGGCAGUGUCAGGAUUCAAAUUAAUUAAUGGGACCAUAAUUGUGCAUCUACCCAAAAGGUUGUAAGCAAGAUAGCCAAUAUAGGUUGGGUGGCAGAGAGAGCAAUCCCACUUCUCAAGAGGGACCCACAGAUGGGGGCAAAAGAACUCCAAGAAGAGCUUAAUUACAAGUACCAGAUUGAGAUACCAUAUCAGACAGUGUACAAUGGUAGGCAGAGGGCAGCUGAUAAGCUUUUUGGUAAGUGGGAUGAUUCAUUUGAUUGGUUGUAUAGGUUUAAGGCUGAGAUAGAGUUGAGAUCACCUGGGAGUGUUAUAGAGAUAGCUACUGUCACUGACCCCAAUGAUGGAAAGAUUAGGUUUAGCAGAUUUUUCUGUGCAUUCAAAGCAAGUAUAGAUGGCUUUCUGAAUGGUUGCAGGCCUUACCUUAGUAUAGAUUCCACUGCACUCAAUGGGAUGUGGAAUGGUCACAUGCCAGGAGCCUUAGGUUUAGAUGGCCACAAUUGGAUGUUACCUGUAGCAUUUGGAUUGUUUGAUUCAGAGGACAAGGAAAACUGGAUUUGAUUUAUGGAACAACUUAGAAAGGCUAUUGGUCCCAUGGAUAAGCUAGCCAUCUGCACUGAUGCAUGUAAAGGGUUGGAAUCAUCUGUGAAGGCAGUGUUUCCACAUGCAGAGAUGAGAGAAUGCUUCAGGCACUUGAUGGAUAACAUGAAAAAAAUACUACACUGGUGAUGUGUAUGAUAACAUGUGGCCUGCAGCUAGAGCCUAUUCAGCUCACAAAUUCAAGUACUUCUUUGAUAAAGUCUUUGAAGCUAGUCCAGAUGUGCAGAAAUGGCUGACACUGCACCAUCCAUUUCUUUGGGCUAGAAGUAAAUUCUCAGAUGACAUCAAGUGUGACUAUAUCAACAACAAUUUAGCAGAAGCAUGGAAUUCUUGGAUUAAAGAGCACAAAGAUCUUCCUGUGCAUUGCAUGGCAGAUGCAAUAAGAGAGAAGAUAAUGAUCUUGUUUGCCAAAAGAAGGAAGAUUUCUAGAGCUUUGCCACUUGGUAUACUACCUGGGAUCAUCCAUCAACUAAAUGCAGCAUCUAGAGGAUUAGGUCACCUAAAGAUUUCCAAGGGCCACCCAGACCAUGCUGAGGUUACAGAAGUCUACAAGGAUGAAGAAGUUAGAAGGCAUGUGGUGUACCUAUCUCAAAAAAUAUGCACAUGUAGGCAGUGGCAGAUAACUGGACAACCAUGUCCACAUGCCUUGGCUGUGAUCACUAGCACAUGUGAUGGCCAUAGAAGUUGUACUCCCAGAAGCCAUUAAUCAGACAACAACAACUAGGAGGUACUUUUUGUUCUGAAAUGCAACAACACUUUUGCAACACAUGAACCAUUAGCAUAACUUUGCACAGGUCCCUAUUUCCUGGAGAUGCUCUGGAGGUUGAAGUGCAAGCACCUAGGAAGAUGACUCCAAAGAAGAAAAAGUUGGCAACUAAGGUGAAGAAGACACCUGAGAAGAAAGGAGCCACAAAGAAGAAAUGACCAGCCUCACUCUUCUUCUUUUGCCAAAACAAUCUUUUGAACGGCCAAAACUGUCUCUUGCAUGGCCUUAUUAUUAUGUAAUGUUAGGCACAAACCCACUUUGUUGGAGAUGCUAGAUGAUGGUCUGUAAUGGCACAAAACAAUAUGUAUGCCAACAAUUGCUAUCUAAUGUUAGGGAUGUUAUGGACUCAAGUUGCCAGAA